Molecule: messenger RNA, 1340 nt
Organism: Manduca sexta (tobacco hornworm)
Lineage: Eukaryota; Metazoa; Arthropoda; Insecta; Lepidoptera; Sphingidae
Product: granzyme B(G,H)
Exons: 10
Coding region: 20-1000 (326 amino acids)
Biological process (GO): proteolysis
Molecular function (GO): serine-type endopeptidase activity
Source: RefSeq, a predicted model, not a curated record
GCUCGCACACGGUUCAGACAUGCAAGUGUCGGUGGUAGUGACUCUGUUACUGAAGCUAUUUGUGGCCGAUGCUUCAGAAGCAAAUCAGCUUACUGAAGGUUCUCGAUGCGAAAGAGAUGGUGUCGAGGGCACUUGUAUCAGCAUCUACAAAUGUCAAUCGGUGAUCUUAGACAUCAGAGACAAGAAGCCUCCGCCGACUUGCGGCUUUCAAGGAAAUAAUCCUCUUGUCUGUUGCACCGACUGUAUUGAAGAUCGCGUGGCAAAUAUCAGUUAUGCCGUAAUAGACAAAGCUGCGGGACUGUUAUGGAAAAGAGACAAGAAGUUUUGGGACGUAUGCGUGGAUUACAUCCAUACUCUUCCCUAUGAAUGCAAGCUGCAUGUAACCAGCGACGUCAAAAAGAAAUGGUUUGCAGAAGAGAAAUGUUACCACAUCGUAUUAUUGCCGCGCGCGCCCGCCGGUGGGGAGGACACUAAGAGAGGCGAAAAGCCUUUCAUGGUGCUUCUAGGUUACGGCCCGAAUGUAGAUUCCGCGCAGUGGCUGUGCGGCGGCUCCCUCAUCAGCGACCGCUUUAUCCUCACAGCUGGCCACUGCGUCGCUGCAACAUCUCUAGGCCCAGUAAGAUUCGCGGCUCUGGGUGUAUGGAAACGAGACGAGCCCAAAGAAUUGUGGCAACAGCAUAUAAUCCAGAAAAUCAUCCCUCACCCGGAGUAUCGCCCGCCCCAUAAGUACAAUGAUAUCGCGCUGCUGAAGACUGAAAAACGGGUCGAGUUCACUCCAACGUUAUUGCCAGCCUGUCUUCACUCAGGCGAAUAUAACCCUUACCGUAGCGGGGAAGCCUAUGGAUGGGGAUAUCUGGGUCCUAAUAAACCUUUAGCAAAUAUACUGCAAAAGGUGACUUUAACCGAGUUCACUGAAAAGGAGUGUGCUCUAAGGUACCGUGUCCACCGGCACCUUAGGCAUGGGUACAACCAUACCACUCAGAUGUGCUUUUGGGGAUAAGGAAAAAAUUGUCGAUACGUGUGAGGGUGACAGCGGAGGUCCUCUCAACAGGCCUGGCGGGGAAAUAUCCUACUGUGCGUAUACCAUCAUGGGCGUGACGUCAUUCGGGGUCCCGUGUGGACACAAAGGUAGUGCUGGGAUCUACACGCGAGUCUCGUUCUACCUGCCUUGGAUCGAGAGCAUAGUAUGGCCGUGAACAUCCAAAGUUAAAAAAAAUAUAUAUGGCACAAGUAUGCUGGCUGUCCAUAUCGACUCAGAAGAAGACUGAAUAAUAUGUUAAGCAAGAUUUGAAGAUUGUAAACGCUAGUAUGAAAGUAGCAAUUUCAAAAUUAAAAACGAA